Penaeus chinensis is the source of this 1861-nucleotide messenger RNA. Its product is annotated as facilitated trehalose transporter Tret1-like. The transcript has 11 exons. The record is from RefSeq and is a predicted model, not a curated record. Gene Ontology annotation, biological process: transmembrane transport; carbohydrate transport. Gene Ontology annotation, cellular component: membrane. Lineage: Eukaryota; Metazoa; Arthropoda; Malacostraca; Decapoda; Penaeidae. Gene Ontology annotation, molecular function: sugar transmembrane transporter activity. Bases 32 to 1600 code for a protein of 522 amino acids.
CUUGGUAGUUGCCGAGUCCAGGGAAGUCACGAUGGAGACACAUUCGAGCAUCGCCGGAAGUGAAGAGAGAAAGAAAUCGAACGAGCAUGAGCGGCCCGAGGAUCCGCCUUCCGUCACCAGGGACAGCCCGAAGCCUAGCUCUCCGUCAGGAAAUCCGGAAGAAGACGGGGAAGGGGGGCUGGAGACGAACGUGAGGGCUCGCCGGAUCACGCAGUACUUCGCAGCGACGGCAGCCUGCCUCGGCGCGAUGUGUUCGGGCGCCGUCAUGGGCUUCUCCGCGCCGGCCGGUCCUCAGCUGAUCCAAAACGCGAACGACUCCUUGCACAACGACAGCAACGCCCUGAUGUUAACGAGACUCGAGUAUUCGUGGUUCUCGUCAUUGCCCAACCUUGCGGCAGCGGCGGUGGGGCCCCUCGCUGGCCUGGCCAUGAACAAGAUAGGCAGGCGCGGCACCAUGCUGGCGUCCGUGGUACCGUUUGUGGCAGGAUGGUUACUGAUCUGUCUAGCGGGGGAUCUGUGGAUGCUCCUGGUAGGUCGAUUAUUCACGGGAUUCACCAUGGGCACGAUGAGCGUCGUCUGCCCAACCUUCAUCGGGGAGUUCGCGACCCCGGACGUGAGGGGUCUCCUGGGGUCAGGAUUCCAACUCUUCGCCACUCUGGGGGUCCUUGGGGUCUAUGUUGUUGGCUCGGCAGUGGAGUGGCGUGUCUUGGCUGGGACGUGUGUAUCCGCCCCUCUCCUCUUCGGUUUGGCAACACUGUUCAUUCAGGAGUCACCGUCAUUUCUUCUACAGAAAGGCCGGGCUUCGCAGGCUGAAAAAUCACUCAGAUGGUACAGGGGAUCAGAUUACAACGUGAAAGCUGAACUCGAGACCACGAAAAAAAGUCUUCAGGAGCUGCAAGCAGGAGGCAAAGUGGGCCUAAGAGGCCUAGGGCGGCCCUGCAUUCUCCGUCCGCUCGUGGUAUCGCUGGGACUCAUGCUCUUCCAGCAACUCUGUGGCAUCAACGCUAUUCUCUUCAACGCCAACACGGUUUUCCAGGACAACGGUAGCAGGAUGGACCGGGACGCGAGCAGCGUGGUCGUGGCAGCAACGCAGGUGCUCGGGACUCUCUUGGCGUCCUUUGUGAUGGACCGCGCCGGCAGGAAGGUCCUUCUGCUCCUGUCCUCCGUGGUCAUGACCCUCGCCCUGGCGGCCCUAGGCGCUUAUUUUAUCCUAAAGGAGAAGGACGCCGACUUCGCCACGAGCACGCUGGGUUGGCUGCCUCUCGUCGGCCUCGUCACUUUCAUCGCGGCCUUUGCGCUGGCGUUCGGCCCCAUCCCGUGGCUCAUGAUGGGUGAAUUAUUUCCCCGCGACGCGCGUGAGAUUGCAGGGAGCUUGGCCAGUGCGUUCAACUGGUCCCUUUCUUUCUUAGUCACACUCACAUUCCUACCGCUUCAGGGAACCAUUGGAUCCGCAGCCGUAUACUGGAUAUUUGCUGGAGUGUGUAUAUUGUCUUUCAUCUUCUGUGUGUCUAUGGUCCCAGAGACAAAGGGGCGCACGUUGGAAGAGAUUGCACAAAUGUUCUCCGAUUCUGGCAAAGGCAGGGCACAAAACGCGGCUUGAGAGAGAGAGAGAGAGAGAGAGAGAGAGAGAGAGAGAGAGAGAGAGAGAGAGAGAGAGAGAGAGAGAGAGAGAGAGAGAGAGAGAGAGAGAGAGAGAAUGAGAGAGCAUUAAAUUGAUUAGUGCUUGCACUCAGGGCAACAAGAAUACGCAAGUUGCCUGCACUGGAUGCCAGUUCUGGACAAAAAUGAGAAUAUUAACAUCGUACACUACCUUACACGCUAUAUAUUGUGUAUUAUAAAACAAUAAAAUUUCUAAAAUAUU